UCAAAGGCGAAUGAAUAUUUUUGGUUAUAAUUUGUUAAUGUACUAAUUGUAAUUAUAAAUUGACCAAUAUUCGUAAAAUAUCAGUUGUAGUUGUAAAUUAUAUCGAAUAUGUUGGGAAUACGCGCUAUUUGCAACACAGCCACAACGUCAAAAUCUUUAAUAAUGAAUCAAACUAGAAAUACCUUUAUUUUACGGAGAAGAUGGCCUCCACCGUUACACAAAAAAAACGGAAAGCCUUCUAAACUGAGAGGGAGGCACUUUGUUUAUGAUUUAGUGGAGGACACAGGAGUUGUAAAAAAACCAGACAUGAAAGUAAUCUUGAACCAAUUUGUCGAGGGUGUCGGAGAGAUGGGAGAUGUUUUGACCCUGAGUCCCGCCAAAGCCUACAAGAACUUCCUUGUGCCUGGCUUGGCAGUGUAUGCCACUCCAGAGAACAUAGCAAAGUAUAAGGUUGAUGAGAACAAGCCAAAAGACAAAAGCAAUUUCAGUUCACCAUAUGUACAAAGGACUAUGGGCUGUUUGUCACGCCUGGUACUACAAAUAACCAUGAGUAAAACUGAACCCUGGACACUGGAACCUUGGCAUGUGCGGACAUCUUUCCGGAAAGCAGGAUUUGUGGUGCCCGAAAAUACUAUAACUAUGCCUCCAGUCAAAAUCUCAGGUCCUGAUCUCUCAUUGCAGGAGAAAGAAUUUUAUGUGACUGUGAAGAUAAAUAAUAAGGAAGAAGUCAAUGUGAGGUGCAGGAUCCAUCACUGGGCUACAGGACUUGAAAAACUGCCAUGGGACGAGUUCCACUGGAAAAAACCUCGGGAACCACUUAUCCCAGAACAAGCAGCGGAGUUAGCGAAUAUACCUCUAGUUUAAAUAACAUUAAAUUGUAUUAUCUACUAGUAUAGUAAAGAAAUAAGAAUCAUUAAUAAAUCAU
Molecule: messenger RNA, 925 nt
Organism: Papilio machaon (common yellow swallowtail)
Lineage: Eukaryota; Metazoa; Arthropoda; Insecta; Lepidoptera; Papilionidae
Gene: mRpL9
Product: 39S ribosomal protein L9, mitochondrial
Exons: 5
Coding region: 109-864 (251 amino acids)
Biological process (GO): translation
Cellular component (GO): mitochondrion; ribosome
Molecular function (GO): structural constituent of ribosome
Source: RefSeq, a predicted model, not a curated record